Nannospalax galili (Upper Galilee mountains blind mole rat) is the source of this 477-nucleotide messenger RNA. RefSeq names its product regenerating family member 4 (gene Reg4). The record is from RefSeq and is a predicted model, not a curated record. The transcript is spliced from 5 exons. Gene Ontology annotation, molecular function: signaling receptor activity; mannan binding. NCBI's taxonomy places the organism in Eukaryota, Metazoa, Chordata, Mammalia, Rodentia, Spalacidae. The coding region runs from base 1 to 477 and encodes 158 amino acids.
AUGGCUUCCAAAGGCAUGCGGCUGCUUCUGCUGCUGAGCUGUAUAGCUAGCCCCGAAGUCAUGAGUGAUAACAUACUGAGACCCAGCUGCAUUUCUGGAUGGUUUUACCACAGGUCCCAUUGCUAUGGAUACUUCCGGAAAAUGGGGAACUGGUCUCAUGCUGAGCUGGAGUGUCAGUCUUAUGGAAACGGAUCCCAUCUGGCAUCUGUCCUGAAUCAAAAAGAAGUCAGCGUCAUAUCAAAGUAUAUAACUGGCUAUCAAAGAAACCAGCCUGUGUGGAUUGGCCUGCAUGACCCACAGAAGAGGCAGCUGUGGCAGUGGAUUGAUGGGUCCACAAGCCUGUAUAGAUCCUGGGGUGACACGUCUACAAGUGGGGCCAGGCACUGUGCGGAGCUGAGCCCUAGGAACAAAUUUUUAACUUGGAGCAAAAACGAAUGCAACAAGCGCCAACACUUCCUGUGCAAGUACCAACCGUAG